AUGAAGUCCACGGGUCUGCUCGCCGUCCGGCUGGCCGCCAUGGCCACGCUGGCUACCGCCGCCGAGGUUGUCUACGUGACGGAUCUCCCGCUCUACACCCAGCUCGCACCCUGCGCCGCCUCCGCCGUUGGCUAUAUCCUCCAGUCGCAGACCUCGACCAACUGCCCCGAAGCCGUGUCUGCUCUCCAGGGCUGUAUCUGCACCAAGAACUCGAACUUCGCCUCCAUCUCCAAGGCGGUCUCGAGCUCCGUCAGCGCCAACUGCGGCGGCACCGCCAGCGAGGACCAGGCGUCUGUCCAGACCGUUCUGAGCGCAUACUGCAACCAGGAGACCGUAGUAUCCUUUCCGAAGCCCUCGGUCACCGUGUCCCAGUACAUCACGGAGCUCGCAGCCAUCGGCGACCUCGCGCCGUGUGCUUCAAGCGGGCUAGCAUAUGCCGUGCAGAGUAUGUCCUACACAUACUGCCCAGAGGAUGUGGCUCUCUUCGGCCCGUGCGUGUGCGGCAAGAACCAGAACCCGCUCAAAGUGAGCCAAAUGAUCAAUACAUACGUCAAAUCCUAUUGCUCUUCGCACUCACCCGAUAUCACGUCCGCUCAGACCAUGUUUGCGGCAUACUGUGGCAUGGUCUCGGGCACGUCAUCCUUUCCUAAGCCCUCCGAUCCACCAGGAGACGUCUCCUACUACAUCACGGCCCUGCCUCAGUACAGCUCCCUCGCACCCUGCGCCCAGUCUGGUGUUUCCUACGCCCUCUUCGCGCAGACCUAUGAUUUCUGCCCCAAGGGUCCCAAGGCACUGGCUUCGUGUGCCUGCCUCAAGGAUGGUGUCUUUGGAUCGGUGUCCAGCACCCUGACCUCGAACGUCAAGUGGAACUGCGGCUCCACCGCCUCGGAGGACGUGGCGUCCGGUCUCGCCGUGCUCAACUACUUCUGCAGCGCCGCCAAGGCAGAGGUCACCCCCGCAGGUGUCACCGAAUCGGUCUCGCAGUCGUACGGCACCGCCAAGUCGGGCAGCGGCAGUGGAGCUUCUCCCAAGGAGACGGGCAGCGGCAAGCCGGGCUCGAAUGGAAAGCCUUCGGACGCCGCCGCAACAGGUGGAGCUAGUGGAAGCAGCGGCGGCGGCAACAGCUCUAGCAGUUCGAGGACGCCCGUCAUCAUCGGCGCCGUCGUCGGUGUCGUCGGCGGCAUCGCGCUCAUCGGCACCGCGGCGUUCUGCGUGAUGCGCCACGUCCGCAAGAAGCGCGCCGCCGCCGAGAUCACUCCCUUCCAGCCGCCAAACUACCCCGGGUCCGGUCCGGGAAGCCCUCCCGCCAUCGGCAAGCCCGAGCUGGCGGGCGCCGCCAUCGCAGCGGGCAUGGCGCCGAGCCCCAGCCCCAGCGCCCAGAAGCAGAACGCCUGGGCAGGCGCGGACGACGUCUCGCCCCUGUCGGGGAACAACAGCGCCUACCCGCCCGCCUCGCCGCACACGCCGGUGCCGGGCUAUCCGAACUCGGCGUACGGCCCGCCGGCCCCAGAGUUGCACGGGCAGCCCGUCCACGAAUUCCCCGCGCAGAUGGUCUACCAAGCCGACAGCCAGCCGGUGCAGCCGCAGAGGGCGGAGUUACAGGGCAUGGGAUGGCAGUCGGGCCCUGUAUCCAACAAUUAUGCGGAGCUUGAUGAGUGGGCAGAGACCUACGUCCAGGACGCAAACCGCAACCCACACGUCUACGACUGGCUCACCUAUGGCCCCUUCGCAGACGGCGCUGAAUACGUGAGCUUUUACAAUGAGACUUCGCGCGGUAGCCCCAGCGAACUGCUGCUGGCGAUUGUCCUCAAGGGUGGCACCGUCACACGCAAGGAUCGAACCACCGGCGAGAUGAAGACCGCCGAGGUGACUGACGGUACCUUUGCGGGCUUCUGCGGCAUUGUCAGCCAGCCCGAGCGCGCUACCGUCGACUUGGGCCUGCUGCUCGUCAGCACGUUUCAGCGGACUUUUGUAGGCACGCAUACUAUUGCCUUGUUGCUGCACGCCUGCCUGGACAGCGUCCAGGACGGAGGCCUGGGCCUGAGGAGAGUGCAGUGGCAGGCGAACGCGAGCAAUACGGCGAGUUCACCAUUCAGCACAAUUGCCCGAAUUAGGAAGGGUAGUAACCAAUUCAUCGUCCCUCCAACAGGCUUCAGCAACCGUGGCCUCUGA
Thyridium curvatum is the source of this 2172-nucleotide messenger RNA. RefSeq lists its product as uncharacterized. The transcript is spliced from 4 exons. Gene Ontology annotation, molecular function: protein-N-terminal-alanine acetyltransferase activity; protein N-terminal-serine acetyltransferase activity. The record is from RefSeq and is a predicted model, not a curated record. Lineage: Eukaryota; Fungi; Ascomycota; Sordariomycetes; Thyridiales; Thyridiaceae. The coding region runs from base 1 to 2172 and encodes 723 amino acids.